UCCGGGUACGGUGGCGAUGAGAUACCUGCUACUUGCAAGUAUUUUACAUCAAAGAAAUGUUUGGCAGACGCUCCAUCCUUCGUCCAUCGACUGGUGCUCAAUAUUACUGAAAACUUGCCCUGUCCUGCCAGCAUGAUUGCGGAAAAUCAUGCUUCAGGAAUGCUCUGGAAUGCUGCUUCAACCAUCGCAAGUGGUCUAAUGACGGUGGUAACUCUGGGUUAUUCACGUCGCACUGCCAACGCAAAGGUAGAGGCCAAAGCAGAGUCGAGCAGUCCAGGAGGCGGUGUGCUGCAUCCACUAGCGAAGCAGAGCUGCCAUCUCUUACUUGUUCUCACCACCCAAUCGACUGGCUUUAUCUCUGCCACUUCUGGUGUCUCCACUGCCAAUGGCGAGGACGGCACUACCCCAGCUCUUAACUCCGUCGAUACCUCUGCUGUCACCGCUUCUAGAAGCAUCUUCCGGGACAUUGGUUCAAACCCUUAUCGUGAGGCCCUGUUUGCUCUCACUCCUCUCAAGGUGCGCUUUUAUGUGACCUGA
Messenger RNA from Hydatigera taeniaeformis, 537 nucleotides. The record is from the annotation of a GenBank genome assembly. NCBI's taxonomy places the organism in Eukaryota, Metazoa, Platyhelminthes, Cestoda, Cyclophyllidea, Taeniidae.